Erinaceus europaeus (western European hedgehog) is the source of this 773-nucleotide messenger RNA. Its product is annotated as NBAS subunit of NRZ tethering complex-like. Gene Ontology annotation, biological process: retrograde vesicle-mediated transport, Golgi to endoplasmic reticulum. The transcript is spliced from 4 exons. Bases 279 to 758 code for a protein of 159 amino acids. Gene Ontology annotation, molecular function: SNARE binding. The record is from RefSeq and is a predicted model, not a curated record. Lineage: Eukaryota; Metazoa; Chordata; Mammalia; Eulipotyphla; Erinaceidae. Gene Ontology annotation, cellular component: Dsl1/NZR complex; endoplasmic reticulum membrane.
CUCUCUCCAAUAAUAAAUAAAUAAAUAAAUCAAAGUUCAGAUUAACUAAACAAAUCAUUAAAAAAUGCCCCAAAUCAGUCUCGUCUUGAAUUGUUUGAAGGAGUUUGAGAGAAAGGUCCUAGAGGCUUGUCCUCUGAUGCAGUCACCAUUGUGAAACCAUUUCCUCUGCUGCAGGUGAAGAUGCCGGAGAAAGGCGGGGGCAGGUGCUGAGCCUGCUGGCGGAGCAAGCCCUGCGUUGCCAUGACUACAAGGCAGCCAGCGCGCACUGUCUGGAGCUGAUGGCCACAGGCUAUUCUAAGAGCUGGGCCGUUUGCAGCCAGCUGGGGCAGUCAGAAAGCUACCAGGACCUGGCUACCCGGCAGGAGCUUAUGGCCUUUGCUUUGACACACUGCCCUCCUGGCAGCAUUGAACUCCUUUUGGCAGCCAGCAGCUCCCUGCAGACAGAAAUUCUUUAUCGCAGAGUAAACUUCCAGAUCCAUCCUGAAGGCGGGGAGGGCAUCAAUGUUCCACCGCUGACUGGGAGAGCUCUGCAAGAGGAUGAAGCAGGCGUUGCGGGCAGCAGCUCCUCCGACCUGCUGCGCUGGACCACCACGGCCACCAUGAAGGUCCUCUCUAACACCAGCACGACCACCAAGGCUGUUCUGCAGGCCGUCAGCGAGGGGCAGUGGUGGAAGAGGUCCCUGACUCUCCUCAGGCCCCUUCGGGUAAGCGGCCAUCUUGCUUCUCCCACUCAGUCAUGUGACCACAGAGCUCACUAGCCUGCUGCUCCCGGC